GUUAAGUUCCUAUUCUACCCUUAUAUAUACGACUAAAUCGAUGGUCUCCUCACAGUUUCAGCCAUGGCUUCCAUGAUCGAAUCUGCUUGGGCGUUUCUUCUUGCAAAUUUUAGUGAUUUCCAAUUGACUUCUCUUGGAGGUUUCAUUGUUCAUGAGAGUGCCUUCUUCUUGUCUGGAAUCCCAUUCAUCCUUUUUGAAAGGGCAGGGUGGUUUGGCAAGUACAAAAUUCAGAAAAAGACCAACACCCCGGAAGCUCAGCAGAAAUGUAUUACUCGUCUGCUGAUGUUUCAUUUUUGUGUUAAUCUUCCAAUCCUGAUUGUUACGUAUCCGCUCUUUAAAUUCAUGGGGAUGCGAUCUACUCUUCCAUUGCCGUCCUGGAAAGUAGUUUCAACCCAAGUUUUAUUCUAUUUCAUCUUGGAGGAUUUCGUAUUUUACUGGGGACACAGGGUUUUACAUACGAAAUGGCUCUACAAGCAUGUCCACAGUGUCCAUCAUGAGUAUGCUACACCAUUUGGUUUGACAUCUGAGUAUGCUCACCCUGCUGAAAUUCUCUUCCUUGGAUUUGCUACGGUAAUUGGUCCUGCAAUCACGGGGCCACAUUUGAUAACGUUAUAUCUAUGGAUCUCACUUAGAAUCCUCGAGACAGUCGAGGCACAUUCUGGAUACCAUUUCCCCUGGAGCCCAUCAAACUUCUUGCCAUUAUAUGGAGGGUCUGAUUUUCAUGAUUACCAUCAUCGGCUGCUCUACACAAAGUCUGGCAACUACUCAUCGACUUUCGUUUACAUGGACUGGUUAUUUGGUACUGAUAAGGGUUACAGAAAGUUGAAGAUGCUGAAGGAGCAAGAGUGCAACAAAGCAAUGUAAACAAGAUGGGAAAGUAGAGGGGGAAUAAAAUUACAUGUUUGUUUGAGUGUAUAAGAAUAGUAUUGUACACAUUCUAUUAGUAAUGCUGGGAUUAAUAAUGUAAGGAUUAGUUAUGUUGGCACUAGUAAUGCAAGAAUUAAUUAUAACAUGCA
Messenger RNA from Solanum tuberosum (potato), 1016 nucleotides. RefSeq names its product methylsterol monooxygenase 2-2-like. Bases 64 to 864 code for a protein of 266 amino acids. NCBI's taxonomy places the organism in Eukaryota, Viridiplantae, Streptophyta, Magnoliopsida, Solanales, Solanaceae. Gene Ontology annotation, molecular function: iron ion binding; oxidoreductase activity. The record is from RefSeq and is a predicted model, not a curated record. The transcript has 7 exons. Gene Ontology annotation, biological process: lipid biosynthetic process.